GGAAGUGUGAAUCAUAUGAUGACACGUAAGGUGGGAGGGAAGUAAGAAGGCCGACUUGUACACAUUCACUCUUCACUUCGGAAAACAGAGGCUUGGGAUCCAAGAUGACAGACUCCAAAUAUUUCACCACUACCAAGAAAGGGGAGAUCUUUGAGCUGAAGGCUGAGCUGAACAGUGAUAAGAAAGAGAAGAAGAAAGAGGCCGUGAAGAAAGUCAUUGCCUCUAUGACUGUGGGAAAAGAUGUCAGUGCUUUGUUUCCCGAUGUGGUAAACUGCAUGCAGACGGAUAAUCUGGAACUGAAGAAACUGGUCUAUCUGUACUUAAUGAAUUAUGCAAAGAGUCAGCCAGACAUGGCCAUUAUGGCAGUCAACACCUUUGUAAAGGACUGUGAAGACCCAAACCCUCUGAUCCGUGCAUUGGCUGUGCGCACCAUGGGCUGCAUCCGAGUGGACAAGAUUACAGAAUAUCUGUGUGAACCCCUGAGGAAGUGUUUGAAGGACGAAGACCCUUAUGUGAGGAAGACCGCUGCAGUUUGUGUGGCCAAGCUCCAUGAUAUCAAUGCCCAACUGGUAGAAGACCAGGGCUUCCUGGACACCCUGAAGGACCUGAUCUCUGACUCCAACCCCAUGGUUGUAGCAAAUGCGGUUGCGGCACUAUCUGAGAUAGCAGAGUCUCAUCCUAACAGCAACCUGCUGGACCUGAACCCUCAGACCAUUAACAAGCUUUUGACAGCCCUUAAUGAAUGCACAGAGUGGGGUCAGAUCUUCAUCCUUGACUGCCUGGCCAACUACACGCCCCGUGAUGAUAGAGAGUCACAGAGUAUCUGCGAGCGUGUAACGCCUCGGCUGUCCCAUGCUAACUCUGCUGUGGUGCUGUCCGCCGUGAAGGUUCUGAUGAAGUUUAUGGAGAUGCUUCCUAAAGAUCUGGACUAUUACGGCACUCUGUUAAAAAAACUUGCCCCUCCUUUGGUCACACUGCUGUCAGCUGAGCCUGAACUGCAAUAUGUCGCCCUCAGGAACAUUAACCUCAUCGUACAGAAACGCCCUGAAAUUCUAAAGCAUGAAAUGAAAGUUUUCUUUGUGAAAUACAAUGACCCGAUCUAUGUCAAACUGGAGAAACUGGACAUCAUGAUCCGCCUGGCGUCUCAGGCCAACAUCGCUCAGGUCCUUGCUGAGCUGAAGGAAUACGCCACUGAGGUGGAUGUAGACUUUGUGCGCAAGGCUGUACGAGCCAUCGGCCGCUGUGCAAUUAAAGUAGAGCAAUCAGCAGAGCGUUGUGUCAGCACACUGCUUGACCUCAUUCAGACCAAGGUUAACUAUGUGGUGCAGGAAGCUAUCGUGGUCAUCAAGGACAUUUUCCGCAAGUACCCCAACAAGUAUGAGAGCGUGAUCGCCACCCUGUGUGAGAACCUGGACUCUUUGGAUGAGCCUGAGGCUCGGGCAGCCAUGAUCUGGAUUGUGGGAGAGUACGCUGAGAGAAUCGACAAUGCCGACGAGCUGCUGGAAAGCUUCCUGGAAGGUUUCCAUGAUGAGAGCACACAGGUCCAGCUGCAGUUGCUGACAGCCAUUGUAAAGCUGUUCCUGAAGAAGCCCACUGAGACCCAGGAGCUGGUGCAACAAGUGCUGAGUCUUGCGACACAGGAUUCUGAUAAUCCUGACCUGCGUGAUCGUGGCUACAUCUACUGGCGUCUGCUCUCCACAGACCCUGUGGCGGCUAAAGAGGUUGUUUUGGCCGAGAAGCCUCUGAUCUCAGAGGAGACGGACCUGAUUGAGCCCACCUUGCUUGAGGAGCUCAUCUGCCACAUCGGUACUCUGGCCUCUGUCUAUCACAAACCCCCCAGUGCCUUUGUGGAGGGCAGUCGUGGUGUUCAGCACAAGAAAAUUCCUGCACGUGCUGGCUCUGGGGAGAGUGCAGAGAGUCCAGAUGUCGGCCAGUCUGGAUCUGCUGAAGCGCCACCUGCUGUCAUUCCAUCACAAGGUGAUCUCCUAGGUGAUCUGCUGAACUUGGAUCUGGCCCCGCCCACUGCCACUAUUCCUUCAGUUCAGCCCUCUAUGCAGAUGGGAGCCAUGGACCUCCUGGGAGGAGGUCUAGAUAGUUUGAUGGGCGAUGAAUCAGAUACGCUGGGAGACAUCGGAGGAAGUCCUUCGAUGGGUGCAGGUCUGGGGGUGGCCCCAGCAGUCAUGCCUUCCGCUCUGGGCAGCACUCCUGCUGUCGGAGGUGGAUUAGGAGACCUAUUUGAUCUGGGUGGAGGUGUUGGAAUGCCAAGUGGAUCCUACGUUCCUCCUAAAGCAAUGUGGUUACCAGCAAUGAAGGCUAAAGGACUGGAGAUUUCUGGGACGUUUGCCCGGCGUGGUGGGGUCAUUCAGAUGGAUUUGUCUCUUACCAACAAAGCGAUGAGCGUUAUGACUGACUUUGCCAUACAGUUCAACAGGAACAGUUUUGGUCUAGCACCUGCUGGCCCUCUGCAGGUUCUCACUCCCCUGAGCCCCAAUCAAACUAUUGACGUCAGCCUGCCUCUUAGUACAAGCGGCCCUGUCAUGAAAAUGGAGCCUCUCAACAAUCUGCAGGUAGCUGUAAAGAACAACAUUGACGUAUUCUACUUCAGCUGCCAGUAUCCCCUCAGCCUGCUAUUCGUUGAGGAUGGAAAGAUGGACCGUCAGGUGUUCCUGGCCACCUGGAAGGACAUUCCAAAUGAAAACGAGUCACAGUUCCAAAUCAAAGACAUCCACCUUAACUCAGACGCAGCCAGCAACAAGCUCCAGGGCAGUAAUAUCUUCACCAUAGCCAAGAGAACAGUAGACGGGCAGGACAUGCUGUACCAGUCUGUCAAACUCACCAACGGCAUCUGGCUGCUGGCCGAACUGCGCAUGCAGACCGGCAACCCUAACUAUACGCUGUCAGUAAGGUGCAGAGCACCGGAUGUGUCUCAGUUUGUGUACCAGUGCUAUGAAUUGGUGCUGAAGAACUGAAAUGGAUGGGAAACCGAAGAGGAUGCCACAGCUACUGGGCAUUGUUUGGGUGACUGAAACAGGACGAAUGGCACCUAAAUUUGAUUGGACCAAUUACGAGAAUCACACUAUCUUGCGUUACCCUCAGACUAUGCUUUGCCCGUUGAUUGGCUCAUUCUUUAUCAUUUUGUCCAUUUCCAACAUCUCUCUUUCCUCCUGUUCCCAUUUUCCGGUUCCAUCUAUAAAGCUAUAAAAACACUCUCUACUAAGAUAUAAAAUUCUCUAAAUUAUAAAAAUAUCUUCUUUAUUAAAAGUAUGUGCAGGUGUUUUUCUGUCUGCCUGUACUAUGUAAUUCAUUUGCUGUGUAUUUUAACACUUUUUCAUAGAGGGCAAACAUAUUGUGCAGAGAAUCAAAGCCGUGUUAAAGCUGUAGACCUGUUUGAUUUCAUCUUUCAUCCAGUGGCAUGAGGGUGCUUUGAGGGUGCAGUAGUUGAAGCUGCUCUUAUGAGAAAAAAAUGCAACUGUUUUUAUUUGGCUUUCAUAUUUAGAGCAUGGGUCUCAAACAGUUCAGCUCUUCAUUUAUUUAUUUUGUUUUUUUAGUGAAAACCUUCUUAUCCCCUUGUCUUGGGUGUAUCUCCAUUUCUUUAAGGGAGCGCUGUGUGUUUCUCCAGAAGCACUACAUUGUUGCUGAGUAGAUACCUCUGUCUGGUUUCAGUCAUGUUUUGGUAUUCAGCUGGGUUAAUAUUAUUUUCUAGCCAUUUUGUGUGCCGUGUGUCUGUUUUGGGUUUUUUGUGUGUAAUAUAACAUUUCUGCAUGUUUUGUUUCCUCUUCUGUCCUCCCUCAUUCCAUGUUUAAGAGCGUGUAUGCGUAUGCAGAGGAAAGAUCUUGUACACUUUACAAUGUCAUUACUUCUCAUUCAUGAUAUAGAUGUGUGAAUUAAACUGCCUGUCCAUGAUGAAAUUUCUUUUAAAACCAUGUUUUUUUCCUAAACUGAAUUUAAGGUUAGCAGCUUUGGGUUUGUAAGAACUCUCAACUGUAAUAUAAAAUACAGACCACCAGACAAAACACUGCUGAUCUGAGACAUAGUACAUUGUGUGUGUGUACAUGUAGAUUUUCUUGAAUUAUAUUGAUUAUUGUUUUACUUUUAAUCGGAUAUUUGUUCUUUCAUUUAUUCUGUAUCUCUGUGAUUAGUCAUGGGGUGUCUACAAUGAAAUGUCCAGCAAAGGAGAAACUUGCUUUUUGUUGGUUUUUGUCAUGAUUACAUCAUCUGAUAAAGAAAUUAAACAAGUCUAUUAUCUACUGUU
Molecule: messenger RNA, 4252 nt
Organism: Paramisgurnus dabryanus
Lineage: Eukaryota; Metazoa; Chordata; Actinopteri; Cypriniformes; Cobitidae
Gene: ap1b1
Product: adaptor related protein complex 1 subunit beta 1
Biological process (GO): intracellular protein transport; vesicle-mediated transport
Cellular component (GO): membrane coat; clathrin adaptor complex
Molecular function (GO): clathrin binding
Source: RefSeq, a predicted model, not a curated record